AUGGCUAACGGCAUCCUUCUCAAUGAACAGAAAGUCACACCCAUCACCCCGAAACCACGCAUCAGCCGCACAAAAGGCCACCUGAGUAAGCGCACAGCUUUCGUCCGCGAAAUUGUCAAGGAAGUCGCUGGUCUCGCACCGUACGAACGUCGUGUUAUCGAAUUGUUGCGCAACAGUAAGGAUAAGCGUGCUAGAAAGUUGGCAAAGAAGAGGCUCGGUACAUUCGGUCGUGCGAAGAGAAAGGUCGACGAACUGCAACGCGUCAUUGCCGAAGCCAGAAGAACCGGUGGCCACUAA
Rhinocladiella mackenziei CBS 650.93 is the source of this 297-nucleotide messenger RNA. Its product is annotated as 60S ribosomal protein L36. The record is from RefSeq and is a predicted model, not a curated record. Gene Ontology annotation, biological process: cytoplasmic translation. The transcript has 2 exons. Lineage: Eukaryota; Fungi; Ascomycota; Eurotiomycetes; Chaetothyriales; Herpotrichiellaceae. Bases 1 to 297 code for a protein of 98 amino acids. Gene Ontology annotation, molecular function: structural constituent of ribosome. Gene Ontology annotation, cellular component: cytosolic large ribosomal subunit; ribosome.